Molecule: messenger RNA, 4072 nt
Organism: Haliotis rufescens (red abalone)
Lineage: Eukaryota; Metazoa; Mollusca; Gastropoda; Lepetellida; Haliotidae
Product: dual adapter for phosphotyrosine and 3-phosphotyrosine and 3-phosphoinositide-like
Exons: 9
Coding region: 86-802 (238 amino acids)
Source: RefSeq, a predicted model, not a curated record
AGAACACCAAGACAGUCCGGAAAGAUCAACAGAGUAGGAGCGGAGCAGUACAGGGUGUAUUCAGCAGGACUGGUUUAAAGUCAAGAUGUGUCAGCGGAUUGAUGAGUUGGAGAAACUCAGCUGGUUCCAUCCCAACUUGAAUCGUCACACCGCUGAAAGUAUGCUGAUGCAGAAUGCAGAUAAUGGCAUCUACCUGCUUCGUGCCAGCUCCAAAGUUGGGGAGUAUGCCAUUUCCGUCAGAUGUGACCAGUCAGUGAAACACUUCAAUCUCACAUGGAAUGGCACAGAGUUCAAGUUUGGCCACGGGACGUUCAAGACGAUCAAGGAUCUGCUGUUUCACUUUGACAACAAACCCCUGAUAGGCGGAGAGUCUGGUCAGCUGGUGCUACUCACUCAGCCCUACCCACGUGACAUCGAGGAGCCCCAGAUGUACGAAUAUGUCACCGUGCAUGCAGAACUAUCCUCAGCAGAUACCAAUGAACAAAGGUCAGAUUUCUCGAUCAACUCAAAGGAGGGUUUCCUCACUAAGAUAGGAGCUCAUUUCAAGACGUGGAGGACUCGGUGGUUUGUGCUGCAGAAACACGAGUUAAAGUAUUACAAGCAGAACACGGACAAACACCCCAUACGGACCCUCGACCUGAAACACUGCUCUGAAUGUUGUCGUGACUUCUCUCACAAGGACAAGCAAUACGUGUUCAGGUUAAAGUUUGACUGGCGGACAUUCUACAUUUAUGCCACAUCCGAGCAGGAGAUGAACGAAUGGAUGAAGGUGAUCAACUGGAGGCUGAAACCACGGACAUGAAGAGUGUUUGUGUCAAGAAAUGGCUGACUGCAUGAGUGGACGUUGGUGUGAGACUGUAUGGUCAACUAAUCAUCUGCUGAUACAAGGGAGCCUGCUGGGUCGUGACCUUGACCUCAUUCGUUCAACUUGAAGCAUGGUUGUGGGCUUUAGGACUGUCUGUUACCAUGGUUACCAGUGAUGUAACCGAGGUGGGUUGGUCAGCGACUGCUCUGGUCCCGUUGAAGGAAGAUUUGUAUCUGAGAGUGUCUGACAUCUACAUUAUCCAGCGUAUGUGUUUAUUCUAUUAUGAUAAAAACUUAGACCCAUUCGCCACCAAAGCUUUGUUAAGAUGUGACUUCAUCACCACCAUCUCUCGUAUCACCAUCUUGGCACAGAAUUUCCGUUGCUCAUGACCUUGAAAUAUACAACCAAUCAAAAUGCCUCUACUAAACAUGAGUACGGCAUAUAUCCACAUUCAAAAUCACAGUCUUGCACAUGCAAGUCCUCGAUAUAUCCCCGUGUUAUUGGUUUUCAGACGCUUAAGAAACAUUCAUAGUUGUUACUCUAAUCACAAGAACAACUGUAAAACAUCUCACUCAGUUAUAAAAGAUGACUUUAUCUUAAAAACAGGCCAUCAUCUGAGUAUUUAAAAUGUCUGUGUGACGCCAAUCCUCUAGCUAUAGCGUGAGUAAUCGCGAUAAACAUGGCCAUCCGAAAACGUAUGAUGUCCGAAAACCUAUGAUCCGAGGAUAUUAAAUACAAUCAGAAGACUGUUUAUACUGAACUUGUGGCUGGAAAGAGGUUUUCAUGAUUAUUAGGAUGUCAGGGUAGUCCUUAUGUUACAAGACGUUCACAGUUCUAUUUGAGACAUCUCACAGUUCUAUUUGAGACAUCUCACAGUUCUAUUUGAGACAUCUCGCAACAAUUCAAGGUGAGGCAGCUUCUUGCUUCAAUAAUGAAAGAACAAUGUAAUUUGAUUUGUCGAUAGUUUAUAGCGUCAUGUCAUUCCAACUGGUCUCAAACCGAAUAAAUGGCAGUGAAUUGAUCAAGGGUAUCUAUCAUAAUAGAAUGGAGAUAUGUUACACUGGAGGUUAAAAGUCUGUAAGCUCUCUAAUUGAUAGAAAUGUAUUCUAUGUUCUGACAUUUCCUAUUGCUUUUACUUAUGUAGACAGAUGACAGGUAUGAUGUUGACUGGUGCGAGAGAUUUGUAUGUUGUGUAACUGACGAUUGUUAGUUUUGGUGUAAUGGUGGGUUACCAUCCUCAAGUCAAGUUAUUUUCAGCCUUUUGGGGUCUAUCUCCCCAUCAAUCUGAAUGGCACCUGCUACCUUUGAUAAACAAAGUCUGAAGGCAGACUGUAAGCAAGGUCUACAAUGAGCAAACUGUGAUAGGUCUGCUGGAUACACAAUCUCUCGGAGCUGUUGUUGUCAUCACUCUCACUCUUGUUAUUCUCUGUAAUAUACUGGCAUAUCAUAGCUUAGGGAACUCUGUUUUACAACAUACUUUAAUAUCCUCCUUUAUCAUAUACUGGUGUAUAACAUAAUGAUGUGUCAUACUACAUAACAUGCUGGUAUAUGACAGGGGUAUAUCAUGUUUCAUGGCAUACUUGUAUGAUACUGUCUGAAAAUACUUGCAUGUCAUACGUUUUGGUUAACCUGUUGCAGUACACUGGUACAUGGACUGAUACCUGACUAUGAUGUUAUGGUAAAACACAAUGGACAUCUUUAACAUCAUUCCUUAUCUGUUUAUGAUACACUGCCUUAUGACAUGUUAUACUGGUAGAAAACUGGUAUGAUUCUGGUAGAAUACUGUUAUGGCAUACUGGUAGAAUACCAGUAGAAGACUGUUAUGGUAUAGUGGUUGAAUACUGGUAUGGUAUACUGGUAGAAUACUGGUAUGGCAUACUUGUAGAAUAAUGUUAUGGCAUACUGGUAGAAUACCAGUAGAAGACUGUUAUGGUAUACUUGUAGAAUACUGUUAUGGCAUACUGGUAGAAUACUGGUAUGGCAUAUUUGUAGAAUAAUGUUAUGGCAUACUGGUAGAACACUGGUAUGGUAUACUGGUAGAAUACUGGUAUGGCAUACUUGUAAAAUAAUGUUAUGGCAUACUGGUAGAAUACCAGUAGAAGACUGUUAUGGCAUACUGGUAGAAUACUGGUAUGGCAUACUUGUAGAAUAAUGUUAUGGCAUACUGGUAGAACACUGGUAUGGCAUACUUGUAGAAUAAUGUUAUGGCAUACUGGUAGAACACUGUUAGGGCAUACUUGUAGAAUACUGGUAUGGCAUACUGUUAGAACACUGGUAUGGCAUACUGGUAGAAUACUGGUAUGGCAUACUUGUAGAAUACUGUUAUGGCAUACUGGUAGAACACUGGUAUGGCAUACUUGUAGAAUACUGGUAUGGCAUACUGGUAGAACACUGGUAUGGCAUACUUGUAGAAUACUGUUAUGGCAUACUGGUAGAAUACUGUUAUGGCAUACUGGUAGAACACUGGUAUGGCAUAAUUGUAGAAUACUGGUAUGGCAAAAGGUUAGAACACUGGUAUGGCAUACUUGUAGAAUACUGGUAUGGCAUACUUGUAGAAUACUGUUAUGGCAUACUGGUAGAAUACUGUUAUGGUAUGCUGGUUGAAGACUGGUAUGGUAUGGUAUGCUGGUAGAAUACUGGUAUGGCAUACUGUUAGAACACUGGUAUGGCAUAAUUGUAGAAUACUGGUAUGGCAUACUGUUAGAACACUGGUAUGGCAUACUUGUAGAAUACUGGUAUGGCAUACUUGUAGAAAACUGGUAUGGCAUACUGGUAGAAUACUGGUAUGGUAUGCUGGUUAAAGACUGGUAUGGUAUGCUGAUUGAAGACUGGUAUGGUAUGGUAUGCUGGUAUAAUACUAUCGUGAUAAUGUACAUGAAUUAUGGGUAUGGUAGUUUAGUAGGCUGUAUCAUAUUCUUACGUAUACCAUGAUCACAUGGCUAAUAAUGUCCUUUUGUCACAAUGGAAACAUGUUUAUGUAGCAAUUGUAUUAAGCAAACCCGUAUCCAAUAUACUGCUUGUCAGUAAGUAUCAUACUGUAUGGUAUACUAGAUCAUCAUAGUGAAUAACAUUUCAUGCUUUAAACUGUGUACGAUACCAGUAUGGUUUGACAAGGAUUGUCUACUAUAGUCUGAUAUUUUAGAAUGCUGCAUGUGUGAGGGUGUGUGAGUGAGUGUGCAUGUGAGUGAGGGUGAGUGUGCAUGUGUGUGCUUAUGUGUGAGUGUGUGCAUGUGUGUGAGGGUGUGUGUGCUUAUGUGUGAAUGUGUG